AAAACCACUCCUUUCAUAAGAACUCGCCGACGGGAUCGAAGGUAGUAAUGGAGCCACUGUUAGGUUUUGAAGAUGCAGCGGCAGCUACUGAUGGUGAGGAGAUUUCUUCCUCGUCUUCAUCAAACGGUUACAAAUUGGUCCCAUGGUUGAGCUGGGACGAGUGGGAGGAUGUCAGAAAAUCACUCUUCUCGACUUCGCCGGACAAGAUUGCCUUUGCUCUUAACAGGAUUUCAACCUGGCGAAGCAGAGGAUGUCUGCCAGUAGUUAUCGAUGUCACUGCUUCAAUCAUUGAAAUUCAGCAGAAAGAUCCAUUUUUUCGAGGUGAGGGACAGAAAGAUGAUUUAUAUUCAGAACAAAUGCUAGCCAUGCUGUAUUGCAUGGCAAUCCUUAGGCUUGUGAACUGUGUUGUUGAGAAGACACGUAAGCAAAGGGAGAUUUCAAUUGCUGAUGCUGCAGAAGCUAUUGGUAUUCCGCGGAUCCUUAUUGAUGUUCGUCAUGAGGGUUCUCACCGUGACCUCCCAGCACUUGUGGUAGUUCGGGAUUCGUCCAUUAUGGCUCUGAAUUGGUUGAAAUCAUAUUACUGGGAGCCUCAGAGGAAGCAAAUCCCAUUUCAAAAGGAUGAAACUUCUAAUAUCAGAAGGGAGAUCAAAUCAAAAGUCCGUGAACUAGCUUUCUGCUUGAAAGUUAACCAAAGUCCUGAACUUCGUUCUUUGCUAGGCAAAGAAAAACGAAGCAGACAUCAUGCACACCAUUGUGGACGUAAUAAAAUUUUCUCAUUUAUGGCUGGCAAGGUCCAUUCAUCCAAAUUAGGAGGUUCUAAGAAACAGAUUAGUAAGACCCUGAAAACUCUUGCAAGUCUAUAUGCUUCAUUCUCCUCAGAAUUAGUAUCUGUAUUGUUGGAAUUCUUGCUAAAGGCUUUAGAUUCCUCAAAUGUGAUGAACCUUCCAAAAGAUUCCCAGGCGUGCCAAGAUCUGCAUACUUUGUUGGAUGAUUGGAAGCUUGUAAUAACAAAGUUUUCAAGCAAGGAACCAGAAUUAAUUCUGGCCCUUCUACAGAGAAUUCUUGAUAUUGUCGGGACUAAGGAGGACACAAAAUAUGGGAUGGGAGAAGACGUCAUGUUGUCUGAAAAUAGAUCAGAGAUUUCCAAUGUAGAGCGCCUUUCUUAUUUGUUUGCAUGGCUUGUUGGAUAUUUGAAGGAAUUAAAACCUCUUAACUCGAAAGACAGUUCUGGAAAAAACCUAUCAAAGGUGUUGAUAGAACUCCUGCGAAAAUCACUCUUAGUGUCAGCUUCAGGUAACAGCCAUAUUAUGCAUUCGGCACUUCAGCUCGUGCAGCUCUUAGGAGACAGCUUUUUGAUGAAGAAACUCAAUAAGCUCUGUUUGUUAAGUUUGUUGGGCACAGAUGUUAGUGAAGGUAGCUCUUUGUUAAUGAGUUACGAGAACCUAAGCCAGGAGGAGGAAUCCAUUUCUCAGGCAUCUAAGAAGCUAGAGUUGAUUAAACUUCAGAGAAUGAGGAAUAAAGCUGAGGAGACAAAGGUUGAAAAUGUGGGAAACCCUCAGAGAUGGGUUGUGGCAAAAUCUUGGAACCCCUGUCCCAUUGGUAUGUUGCCUCGAGUGCUUGGGUCUUCUGGCUAUCUUCCUGUUCUUGACUGUGAUGAUGGCUCUGAAGUUUUGAGAUCAUCAGAAGAGAAGAACUGGGAACUUAACCAAUGUGGCUGCAAGAGGAAAGCUAGUCCUGACAUCCAGGUGUUAGAUAACUCUAGUCCUAAGAAAGCAAGAGAAACAACAGAAGAAAACCAUGAAUCAGAUGGUGGAGAUGUGCCUUCACCUGGCGUUGGGGGCCGUUUAUUAAUAGAUACGGUCUGGAAGCAAGUAAGGGAAGAAGAGCUACAAGCCAGGAAGUCUGCUGUAAGGAUUUUGAUAUAGUCGCCUUCACCUGGUACUGCAUUUUAUUGAAUCUCUUUUUAUUCAGUGUAUUUAUUUAUUUAUUUAUCCUCUUUUUUUUUAAAAUCCAAAUCGUCCAUUUUAACACAUUAUAUACAGGCUUCUUCUAUUAUCAUACAAAACAUUUAGAUGC
This is a messenger RNA of Rubroshorea leprosula, 2076 nucleotides long. The record is from the annotation of a GenBank genome assembly. Lineage: Eukaryota; Viridiplantae; Streptophyta; Magnoliopsida; Malvales; Dipterocarpaceae.